GUUGGAGACACCGAUCUCGGCAGUGAAGAGGAUGACGAAUAUGCACAGCAGGUUGGAAUCGGCCGCAUUAUUGUGCACCCCCAGUACCGGGGAUCGCGAAAAUACUUCGAUCUGGCGUUGAUUCACAUGGCGGAGCCAAUCAAAUAUUCAGGGGCAGUCUGUCGGGCUUGUCUGUGGAGAGAACCUUCGCUACCUCCUGAGCGGAUGGAUGCCAUCGGGUUCGGUAGUACCGGGUUUGGAGAGGGACGCAGUCCGACGUUGAUGAGGGCGGAAGUAGACAAGAUCGAGCUGUCUAGUUGCGCCGAGAGAAUAGUCACAAGUCGGAGGCAAAUGCCGGACGGAUUUCGAGACGAUCAGUUCUGUGCGGUUGGUGACGAUACGGACACCUGCGAGGGUGACUCGGGUGGACCGAUCGGUGUGAAGCGGUUAACUGUGGGAGGCCUUGUAGUUCCGCUGGUGGUGGGCAUCGUGUCCUUCGGAACACCCUGUACCGCAGGAUCAACAGGAGUCUACACCAAGAUUAGUUCUUACAUCGAUUGGAUCGAACAAGAGGUAAACCAAACUCUAUCCUAUGGAGAAUGUUCGAUAGAUUUGAGCUGUUUACGACUCCAAAAUUCGACGACAGUUAAUUUUGCAAAACACAACCCUCUUCAGCGGUUUGGUUUAAUCUGGGACGACACUGCGCCAUCCUUGUACGAAUGUGGUGCUACGCUGAUCGACUACCAGUAUCUACUGACAUCCGCUUCCUGCGUCACAACCAACCGAGGCGGUCCAAAGUAUAUCUCUUAUGAUGGCGAAGAACGUAUCGCCGUGAAAGAUGUUUAUGUGUCCCCGAAGUAUGUUCAAGGACGUCCAGAAAAUGACGUCGCUCUCGUGAAGAUCGCAAAAUUCACCAAUCCAAAGGUACAUCGCCCGUCCUGCCUUUGGAACCGUCGUGCUGACGGCGAAUGGAGCACGUAUCCUGUAGUUAGUGCGUACGGACUAUUGAAACAUUUCCUAUCGGAGUACUCAUCGGAGUUGCUGAACAGAACCAUCUCGAUUAUUCCUAUGGACAGAAAAGAUUGCCAAGCUGAUGGCGGUAGUGAUUUGAUUCGCUGCCAUAAUGAAGUCAACAUGGUACCGCGACUUUGUUCG
Messenger RNA from Anopheles bellator, 1134 nucleotides. RefSeq lists its product as uncharacterized. Gene Ontology annotation, biological process: proteolysis. The record is from RefSeq and is a predicted model, not a curated record. The annotation marks the transcript as partial. Gene Ontology annotation, molecular function: serine-type endopeptidase activity. The transcript has 3 exons. NCBI's taxonomy places the organism in Eukaryota, Metazoa, Arthropoda, Insecta, Diptera, Culicidae.